Mesorhabditis spiculigera is the source of this 1146-nucleotide messenger RNA. The record is from the annotation of a GenBank genome assembly. NCBI's taxonomy places the organism in Eukaryota, Metazoa, Nematoda, Chromadorea, Rhabditida, Rhabditidae.
AUGUGGACUAUUGCCAUCGAGGGCGGACCGCGUCGGGUGAAUCACGCGGCUGUCGAGCUUCACGGAUUCAUUUGGUCAUUCGGCGGUUACUGCUCGGGCGAGCGACAAUCACGGGAUCGGCCUAUAGAUAUUCAUGUGUUAAACCCAGCCAACUACCGAUGGACACCGAUCGAAGCCCAAAACGAGGAGCUGCUCGUUCCGAAGGAGCGCGCCAUCGGGCCAAUGUCUUUUGAACAAGAAGUCUUCGAACGCGCGGGUCUCGCGAUGCUGGGCGAUGGUGAAUGGGACGGAGAAGGCCCACCCAUACUUCAAUCUACCCUACCAGCCCACGUUCCCUACCCUCGCUAUGGCCAUACGGUUUGUGCGUUCGGCGGCAAGGCGUACUUGUGGGGCGGCCGCAAUGACGACUAUGGUGCUAGCCAUCUUCUACACCAGUUCGAUCCAGAAACGCUGAAAUGGACGCUUGUUUCAACUUCGGGAUACCCGCCACCGGCAAGAGAUGGGCACACCGCUGUCGUAUCGGGACAUCGUAUGUACGUCUUCGGCGGAUUCGAAGAAGAGCUCCAGCGCUUCAGCCAAGACACUUAUUCCUUUGACUUCCUCACCAAGACCUGGUCCAAGUUGACGACUUCGGGUCAUCCACCCAUUUGGAGGGAUUUCCACACGGCAGUGGCGAUCAACGACAAAAUGUACAUCUACGGAGGGCGCAGGGUGUACGAAAAUAAGAUGUUCGUCUUUGGCGGCUACCAGGGCACCCUGAACAAGCAUUUCAACGAUCUCUACUCAUAUGACCCAGAAUCCGGUGUUUGGGCGAUGCUUCGUCCCGCCGGCCAAUUCCCCUGUGAGCGUCGGCGCCAGUGUACCGUGGUCGUCGACGACAAAGUGUAUCUCUUCGGUGGUACGAUGCCUGUUGGCGUGACCAUCGACAAUUCUGCUACCGGCCUAGCCGACCUUGAUGAUCUACACGUAUUCGACUUCAAGCCCACGCUCCGCACCCUAUGCCUCCUCAAAGUGUGCACCCUGCGCGACACGCCCGAGUUCAAGCUGCUCCCGCGCGAAUUACGGAAAGAUUGCGAAAACGUGUGUCGAGCCAACGAGGUUGCGAUGUCCACGGUGGAUGGAUGGUUCCGCCAACUUCCAGCCGGC